This is a messenger RNA of Falco peregrinus (peregrine falcon), 3942 nucleotides long. It is a transcript of the gene KCNH4, whose product is annotated as potassium voltage-gated channel subfamily H member 4. The transcript has 16 exons. Gene Ontology annotation, molecular function: voltage-gated potassium channel activity. NCBI's taxonomy places the organism in Eukaryota, Metazoa, Chordata, Aves, Falconiformes, Falconidae. Bases 99 to 3212 code for a protein of 1037 amino acids. Gene Ontology annotation, biological process: potassium ion transmembrane transport; regulation of membrane potential. Gene Ontology annotation, cellular component: membrane. The record is from RefSeq and is a predicted model, not a curated record.
UCAGCCCGCGGCGCCGGGGCCGCACCUGCGGAGGGGCCCGGGGCGGCGGCGGAGCCCAGCCCCCGGCCGCAGCCCCGCGGCGGCGCCCCGGCGGGACCAUGCCGGUGAUGAAGGGGCUGCUGGCGCCGCAGAACACCUUCCUGGACACCAUCGCCACCCGCUUCGAUGGCACACACAGCAACUUCAUCCUGGCCAACGCGCAGGUCCGCCGCGGCUUCCCCAUCGUCUACUGUUCCGACGGUUUCUGCGACCUCACCGGCUUCGCCCGCACCGAGGUCAUGCAGAAGAACUGCAGCUGCCGCUUCCUCUACGGGGCCGAGACCAGCGAGCCCGUCCUGCAGCGCAUCGAGAAGGUGCUGGACGGCAGGCAGGAGUACCAGACCGAGGUCUGCUUCUACAAGAAGGGUGGAACUGCCUUCUGGUGCCUGCUGGACAUCAUGCCCAUCAAGAACGAGAAGGGGGAGGUGGUGCUCUUCCUCUUCUCCUUCAAAGACAUCACAGAGAGCCGGGGCAGGAGCCACCCGAGUGAUAAGAAGGAGGAGAAGCAGAAGAGCAAGAGGCCCGGGAGCUCACAUCUACGGGCAGCACGGAGGCAGGGCCAGACGGUGCUGCACCGGCUCAGCAGCCAGUUUGCCCGGAGGGACCGUGGCGAGAUGAAAAUCAACCGUAAUGUGUUUGAGAACAAGACGUCCAUCCCUGAGUACAAAGUGGCCUCAGUGCAAAAGUCCCGCUUCAUCCUGCUCCACUACAGCAUCUUCAAGGCCCUCUGGGACUGGCUGAUCCUCCUGGCCACCUUCUAUGUGGCCAUCACUGUCCCCUACAACGUCUGCUUCACGAGCAUGGAGGACAGCCUGUCAGCUGCCCGCAGCACCAUCGUCAGCGACAUCGCUGUGGAGAUGCUCUUCAUCCUGGACAUCAUCCUGAAUUUCCGGACGACAUAUGUGAGCCAGUCGGGCCAGGUGGUGUACGACCCCCGCUCCAUCUGCAUCCAUUACGUGGCCACCUGGUUCUUCGUGGAUCUGAUUGCUGCUCUGCCCUUCGAUCUGCUCUACAUCUUCAACGUGACCGUGACCUCUCUGGUUCACCUGCUGAAGACAGUGCGGCUGCUGCGGCUGCUGCGGCUGCUGCAGAAGCUGGACCGCUACUCGCAGUACAGCGCCAUGGUGCUCACCCUGCUCAUGUCCAUGUUCGCGCUGCUGGCCCACUGGAUGGCAUGCAUCUGGUACGUCAUCGGCCGCAAGGAGAUGGAGAGCAACGACCCCCAGACCUGGGACAUCGGCUGGCUGCACGAGCUGGGCAAGAGGCUGGAGGCUCCCUACAUCAACAACUCAGUGGGGGGCCCCUCCAUCCGCAGCGCCUACAUCGCCUCCCUCUACUUCACCCUCAGCAGCCUGACCAGCGUGGGCUUCGGCAACGUCUGCGCCAACACCGACGCUGAGAAGAUCUUCUCCAUCUGCACCAUGCUCAUUGGGGCGCUGAUGCACGCCGUCGUCUUCGGCAACGUCACCGCCAUCAUCCAGCGCAUGUACUCCCGCCGCUCACUCUACCACACCCGCAUGAAGGACCUCAAGGACUUCAUCCGCGUCCACCGCCUGCCCCAGCAGCUCAAGCAGAGGAUGCUAGAGUACUUCCAGACCACCUGGUCGGUGAACAAUGGCAUCGAUGCUAACGAGCUGCUGCAUGACUUCCCCGACGAGCUGCGCGCGGACGUGGCCAUGCACCUCAACAAGGACAUCCUGCAGCUGCCCAUCUUCGAGACGGCCAGCCGGGGCUGCCUCCGCUCCCUCUCGCUCCAUAUCAAGACGUCGUUCUGCGCCCCGGGGGAGUACCUGCUGCGCCAGGGCGAUGCGCUGCAGGCCAACUACUUCGUCUGCUCCGGCUCCCUCGAGGUGCUGAAGGACAACGUGGUCCUGGCCAUCCUGGGCAAAGGGGAUUUGAUCGGAGCCGACCUGUGCAGCACGGACCGGGUGAUCAAGACCAACGCAGACGUGAAGGCGCUGACCUACUGCGACCUGCAGUACAUCGGGCUGCGGGGGCUCUGCGAGGUGCUGCAGCUCUACCCCGAGUACGCCAGCAAGUUCACGGUGGACAUCCACCAGGACCUGACCUUCAACCUGCGGGAGGGCAGCGAGAUGGAGGGGCUCUGCCGCUACUCCCGGUCCCCACGGCUGUCGCAGGCACAGCAGCCUCAUCCGGAGAGCGGUGCUGCCCCGGAGAAGCCCCUUCCCUCCAUCCUGGAAGACGAGGAGGAGCCUGACGAGGUCUUCCAGCAGUCACCGGCCACCAUCACCAGCCGCAAGCUGCUGCUGCCCCAGCUGAACAGCCCGGCUCGGCACGGCUCCCUGAGCAGCCUCCUGGGUGAUGAGCUGUGCCAGAUCUCAGCCCUGCGACGCAACUGCCGCUCCCCGGCCCGCUGCAGCCGGGGCCGCAGCCCCUCUCCGCGGUGCCGGAGGGACACCCAGCUCCCGGAGCGGGAUGGUGGUGCUGGCAGGAGGCCGGCCAAGCUCCUCAUCCCCUCCCUGCACACCUACGGUUCCCCGGACCUCAGCCCCAGAGUUGUGGAUGGGAUUGAAGACAACGGGGGGCUAUCAGAGCCACAAGCCUUCUGCUUCAACGUGGACCCCCCGCUGCAGAGCGCGGCGAGGGACUCCCCCACGUCAGGGACUGAUGCUGGUGGCCCAGCCCUGGCGAUGGAAGCAGAGGAGAUAAAGCAGAACAUCAGCAGGCUCAACCAGGAGAUCAACCACCUCAACCAGGAGGUUUCCCACCUCAGCCGGGAGCUGCAGUGCAUGAUGGAGCUGCUCCAGGGUCGUCUGGGGACUCUGCAGCCCCCCACCUGCCCCUACCGCCUGCCCCCCACCGCCUCCCCGCCCCCCCGGCCCUCCCCACCCUCUGCCCCGGUGCCCCCCUCGCCCCCACCCGUGCCCCCCAGCUCCCGCAGCUCCCCCUCUACCAGCCCGCGGGUCAAACGCUGCCCCGUCCGCAGCCGCUCGGCCCACGCCGCCGCCGGCUCCCCCAUGCACCCCUGGGUGGGCACUGAGGGGCCAUGCCCACCGCAGGGGGAACCCCCCAGCCCCGACCCCCGCAAGGCCUUGGCCUCGCAGCCCCUCUCGCUGCCGCCCCGCUCUGCCCGCUCCUUCCCCGGCUGCUCGGCCGGGGGUCGGCCCCGCGCCCACCCGCAGCCCCGCUCCAGCUCCGCCAGCUCCCACUGACCCCACGGGCACCGGGGUGGCGGUCAGGCCCCUCGCCCCCGGGGACCCUCACCCUGGGGGCCCCUCACCCUUGGGACCCCGGCCCGCCGCCCUGCUGUGCCCGUGACACGCCAGCUCACCAGGUCCCACCCCGGCAGCCCCAGCCCCCCGGGGGGCAGCCACCGGGAGCGGGGCAGCAGCGGGGGGGGUCCCCUGCACCCACCACCCCGCUCCCGCAGGACCCCCACCCCGGGGGCAGCGCUCGCCCCGGCCCGACACCAGCAGGGAUUUUGAUACGAUUUUAUACUCUUUGCCCACGGGGGCUUUUUUAAAACCAGGCCAGGCCCGACAGACCCCCGGGACCCCCCCCCCCCGGCGCCAUGCCCAGGGCCGUGGGGCUGGGGCUGGGCAGCACUGCCUCCCGGGGGCGGGAGGGGCUGGCGGUGGGGUCUGUGCUCGGGGCCGGUUCGGAGGGUCCGGGGGGUGUCUCUGGGGGGUGCCCCGGGGGGGACACGGUGGCUCCCGCUCGGCUGGGCGGCUCCCGGGCCUCCGGCGGCUGCGGUUUGUGCGGUGACGGCCGGCCCAGCCCCGCCCCUCCCGCCCCAACGGGAAAUAAAGGCUCUAUUUUUCCAACCCCGGCUCCGGCUGAGUCUGUCCCCGCCGCCGCCCCCGGCGCCCUCCCGCCGCCGCCCCGGGACCCCCGUGCCCGGGCCCCGCCGGGGGCGGCGGGACUGCAGCUCCCAACGGCCCC